This is a messenger RNA of Emiliania huxleyi CCMP1516, 1056 nucleotides long. RefSeq lists its product as hypothetical. The record is from RefSeq and is a predicted model, not a curated record. Lineage: Eukaryota; Haptophyta; Isochrysidales; Noelaerhabdaceae. The coding region runs from base 214 to 831 and encodes 205 amino acids. The transcript is spliced from 2 exons.
GAGCAGACCGUGGCCCUCAACGAGAGGCUGCGCCGCGACGGCAAGAUCAUCGCCGUCGGAAGCGCUAAGAAGUCCAACGACGACCCCUUUGCCUCUGCGCCAGUGCUGCCCAGCCGAGCCGCCGCAGCGGCCAGUGCUGCCGCCGCCGCGCCGCCUGUCGCCCCCGCACCGCCGCCGCGGCCCGCGACAGCCGCCGCCGCUCCGAGCGUCGACAUGCUCUCCGAGAUUGCGAUGAACGAGCUUCCGCUGGCGGUGCCUGGCUCCAAGCUGGCCGCGUCGGCGCACUCCAUCCCCUCUGUGACGUCGCUCGACAUGGCGCCGCCGCCUCCUGCGCCGGACGGGCCGGCGGCGGGCUAUCGCGCGAGCGGAGCGCCCGCCGCGCUCGAACUGCGGGCGGGCGAGGUGCUCGGCAAGCACAAGUGGCGGGAGACGCUCGAGGGCGCGGUGGUUGCCACCAGCCGAGGGAGGGGCGCCGCCCUCGCGCCCGGCACGCCCCUCCGCAAGAUUGUCGCGGCGCAGCAGGCGCAGCAGGCCCAGGCGGCCGUCCUCGCCCCCGCCUCCUUCCUCGUCGGCACCGCCGCGUGCGUCCUCGGCGCCGCCGUCGCCGCAGCCUCCCUGUGGGUCGCCGCGGGCAAGCCGGGGUAUCGGCAGGCGGUCGACCGCGUGGCCGAGAAGAACGUGGCGCGGCGGGACCGGCUGCAGGCUGGCGCGGUCGGCGCGACCACCACCGCCAUCAGCGCCGCGGCCGAGACGGCGGUCCUCGAGUCGUCGGUCGUGCGCGACCUGGCGCCGGAGAUUCGGAAACAGUUUGGCGGCAAGGCCAAGGGCUGAGGGCUGGGAGGCGACGCGAUCUUCUUGGGCCCUGGCGCCGCGCGAGAGAGGGCGAGGGAAGCGCGCGGCGCCGCUUGUACAUUCUUGUGCGACCCCACCACCAGCGCCGGGGCAACCAGUGUCUAGAGUACAUUCUCACUUCUCUAUUUCUUGGGUCUGCCGUGCACCGGCCCGGUGACCCUCCGUCACCUGUACUUUACGCGAAGCUCCUUCUGUGUACUGACG